AUGCUGAAAAAUCUGGAGAUUCUCCAAGUGCAGUCGAAUAAACUAUCAUCUCUGCCCGACAGCUUGGUUGGCUGUACUUCACUGAAGACGCUCAAUAUUUCGGCUAAUAGCUUCACGCAAUUUCCUGUGGUUGCUUGUCACUUGAUGUCACUGGAAACGUUAAAUCUUGCUCAGAAUACUAUCAGCGAACUUCCGGAUGAGGUAAGCUCGCUGAACGCAUCCGAGGUGAACUUGAAUCAGAAUCGCCUCAAUUUCCUCAAUGCUGAUGCUCUUGCCAAAUGUCCUCAUUUGAAAAUUCUCCGGGUCGAAGAGAAUUGUCUUGCCAAAAAUGAAUUCACUGUCAGUCUUCUCAAACACUCUCCUGUUAGUAUUAUAAGCUAUUCGGGUAAUAUUUUCCAAGAUCGAGAAUUCCAAGAUUUACCCGGAUACGAGGACUACCAGGAACGUUUUACUGCGACGCGACGAAAAAUGUGA
This is a messenger RNA of Cooperia oncophora, 474 nucleotides long. NCBI's taxonomy places the organism in Eukaryota, Metazoa, Nematoda, Chromadorea, Rhabditida, Trichostrongylidae. The record is from the annotation of a GenBank genome assembly.